This is a messenger RNA of Asterias rubens (European starfish), 1957 nucleotides long. Its product is annotated as elongation of very long chain fatty acids protein 4-like. Gene Ontology annotation, molecular function: fatty acid elongase activity. NCBI's taxonomy places the organism in Eukaryota, Metazoa, Echinodermata, Asteroidea, Forcipulatida, Asteriidae. The record is from RefSeq and is a predicted model, not a curated record. Gene Ontology annotation, cellular component: endoplasmic reticulum membrane. Gene Ontology annotation, biological process: fatty acid elongation, polyunsaturated fatty acid; sphingolipid biosynthetic process; fatty acid elongation, monounsaturated fatty acid. Bases 81 to 1010 code for a protein of 309 amino acids. The transcript has 7 exons.
GUGGGGAUCGGGUCCAGAACGUUCAAGACCAAGGGGGAUUACCUGGCCGACUGUGUCACCUCUUGGGUGUGUGUGACAGCAUGGAGGCGGUGUGUGUGACCAUGGAGGAAGAAGAGGACCUUGGGUUAUCUAUAAUUGCUUCUUCACUUGCAUCAUCGAUUAGUUUAUUAUACAGCGCAGCCAUGAAUCACACCAUGGAGUUUGUGUCAGGGUUGGGAGCAAAAGUGAUGGACAUCACUGAUCAGAUUCAAGAACAUGGUGAUCCAAGAGUGACAGACUGGCUACUGAUGAAGUCUCCCGUCCCAAUCAGCUGUAUCAUUAUGGGGUAUUUAAUGAUGGUGUGGUUGGGACCUAGACUCAUGGCCAAGAGAAAGCCAUUGCAAAUGAACUAUUUGCUGGUAGUCUACAACUUCAGCCUGGUGGCAUUAUCUAUCUACAUGUUUUAUGAGUUUCGAGUUAUUUCAUGGAAAGCCAACUACAGCUACAAAUGCCAACCCGUUGAUUAUUCGGACAGUGUGUUGGGGAAAAGGAUGGCAGAUGUUUGCUGGUGGUACUUCUUCUCCAAAGUGAUUGAGACGUUAGACACAGCGUUUUUCAUUCUACGCAAGAAGAACAACCAGGUGACAUUUCUUCAUGUGUACCAUCACAGUAGCAUGAUGGUCAACUGGUGGCUUGGAGUCAAGCUAGUAGCCGGUGGACAAUCAUUUUUUCUCGCCAUGAUCAACUCCUUUGUACACAUCAUCAUGUACAGCUACUAUGGGUUAUCAGCUAUGGGCCCAGGCAUGCAGAAAUACCUAUGGUGGAAGCGUUACAUCACUGUCCUACAAUUGGCCCAGUUUAUCGCCAUCAUCGUUCAUACUGGAUACAACUUAACCAUAGAUUGCGAUUUCCCGCAAGGUUUCAAUUACGCAGUUUUCUUUUAUUGUAUAAGUCUUGUAAUGCUCUUCAGUAAUUUUUACAUUAGAGCCUACAACUCAAAGGAUCUUAAGGAAGAUAAAUACAAAGUUUAAGAGCAACUUAAGAAGAGUGUCUAGGAUUUUGAAGUUGAAGUUAGGACAGAGGGUAGAAAAGUGCUUAUCCCAAUUAAAAAAAUGCAUGUCAGCACAAAAACUUGCUGAGCACAGAAAAGUGUUGCUUUACAGAAACAGCCAUAACAAGUACAUUGAUGCAACAUUGAUGCAACUCAAUGUUUGCUUAACAAAGAAAUUUAUCAAGCAAUAUUGAAAAAAAAAAUUAAAAAAAUAGACCAUUGUUAUUGAAAGCAACUUGCAUUCAAAUCGAAGUUUCUGGGCUAGGAUUGUGUAAGAUUGGUGUGAUGAGCACAAACAAAAUAGCUCACUUUUCCUUUUGCAGAUUAAGCAUCAUUUUUGAGAAGUUUUCAAAAGAAUCUCAGUUACAGGAACUGAGGGAAGGUAUACAUUGGGUAAUCACUCAUAAAAUUAAUGGCAAUAAAACACUUUUGGUAAGUCUAGAAGCCUCAGCAACUUUCAAUAGUAUUUGAGAAAAUUUCACUUCAAAUUAAUGUGGUUAUGGAGAAAUGUUCAAGUUCUAUCCCCAACCAAAAGUUGAAUCUGAGAAGCGUUUCUGCAAGAUACGCUCAAGAUUUUCGGCAUUUAUCUCAAUAACCCUACCACCAUAUGAAAUUAAAUUUUCACAGGUUAGUUUUGUUGUACACAUCAUUAUAAAACAACUAAAAACAAAAGGUCUACGUUCCUUUUAGGUACUCCAUUUAUGUUUGCAUAUUUAUUUUAUUUUGUUAUUUACAUGUAGUUGUUUUUUCUCCUUUAGUUAGUUUAAACCUGUAAUUACUGUAGUGUGUUCUUGUCUCCUUCACCCUGGCGCCCUAUAGCUGUUAGAUGUUCACACAAAUCCUUAUUAAGUGGAAGGGAAUUUUAUACGUUUUGGUAAUCACUCUUAAAAUAUGGCAAUACAAACUUUUGGUUGUAAGCCUACAGCA